This is a messenger RNA of Drosophila suzukii, 3354 nucleotides long. Lineage: Eukaryota; Metazoa; Arthropoda; Insecta; Diptera; Drosophilidae. The record is from RefSeq and is a predicted model, not a curated record.
UUAUACAUUUAUUUUUACUUUGCUUUAACGUUAACAUUACUUGAGUUUCGUGUGUGUGUUUUUCCCAAAAUACAGGAAGCCAUAAACAGUUUCACACACCGGCAUGUUUAAGGACACCACAAUUAGUUAACGUUUCCAUAGAUUUUCGCCUGAUUUCUCCAAGUCAUUCGUUUUAAAAAAAUAAAUUCCGAGCAGUUGUGAAAGUGGUCUGAGCGACAGGCAAAUAAAAUUCAAAUAUUCUAUCCAAUUUGGUGAACUUUCAAAGCAAAAUUAUUCGAGUCCAAGCAAAGCGGACAGCAGUUAAUCCACAAAAUUUGACCAUUGCGUCUUUUGGGCAUACAAAUCUUGGAAGACUGAGAAGGCAUCAAUAACCGAAACAUUAGGAAUCAGCGUUUUUGAUCAAAACUUGCUGCUGGAUAGCCCUUAAGCCGUCAAUCAAGGAUUCGAGCAAGAUGAAGCCCGACCAGCUGAACCGUCUAAUCAAAGUCAACACGCGAAUGCAACCCUGGUUUUUGCGCAACACCAGCGAGUUAUACGAAAGUGCCGUUAGGACCUAUUACGAACGCGGUUUCAGUUCACACAAUCGCCACCCACGUAUCCGUACCGAAAAUGUGGGUCCUUUGCGCAGGAUUAAGAGAUCGGAGCCGGUGCCCAGUCCCGCCGACAUCUAUCCGCGCAGCCAUGUCCGGCAGGCCGACCAAGUGGCCAACAACAACUCCGGCCAACUUCUGUACACGAUGAUGCAGGCGAGUCGUCCUCGUUCCAUAUCCUUCUCGGCGGCUCGUCCCUAUGCCCCGGCUUAUGGCCAGGGUUCCGUGCGAAGGACCGGUAGCUCGAGCUGCUCCAGCGGAAGUAGCAGUGGAUCGUCCCGCACUGAGCUAAUGGUUGGAUCACUGCGGAAAAGCAAGGCACGGAGGGAACGGAAAAAGUCCAUGUACAAAAGCAGGGAGUCCAGGGAGGAACCGCAACUGGGGGACAUGGGGGGCAUGUUCAGUGCCCGAUCCAUGAGCCUGCCUCCCCUGCCCACUGCACCUGGUUCGCGAUCCGGAGCGAUGAUGCCGCCGAGCAGGCAACACCACAUGGCGGCCAUGGCCAAGUCGGCGCUGGCCCAGCCCAUGAGGAUUCCGCGUGGCGAGGGGGACUCCCUGAUGCCGAUAGAUGCAGCCCUAAAGCGGCGGAUUUCGGUGCUGAGUCAGUUGGAGGAGGGCCGAGACAGGGCAGAAGUGGGUCACCAACUGAGAACUGGAACCCACGGCACCAGCACCGGCACCGGAAACGGCAGCCACAUCACCGGAACUGGCCGCCAACCGUCGGAGACGCGCCUCCGCUUUCAGACUUUGGGCGAUCGCAUCAAGCAGUUCGAGUACAUCCAGUUCGCCGAUGGACCCGUGGCCACUUAUGCCUUCAAUCGGAGUCAGAGGAGACCCGUUGAAAGGAGCUCGCCAAGGAGUCGCAUCGAGGACAGCAUGGACACCACCACGCGCCGCCUGGAGGUGAGGCAACAGCCGCGCCAGCUCGGCUUCCACAAUGUCCUGCACGCCAACUAUCGCCAGAGGAGCCAGAGUCUGGAGUCCGGAGCAGUCCAGCUGAUGGAAUCCCUGGCACCCGUAUCCCGGCCAGAAACGCCACUCGGUCCCCGGGAAAUUGGUGGCAACACCCGGGGAUCCAGCCUGGACAGUAGCUCGCGAACUAGUCUCAAGGCCAGCGCUUCGAAUGCAACUUGGGCAAAUAUUUUGGACAGGAAUACAGAAACGUUCGCAGACGAUUUGGCCAAAAGGUCGGAAGCUAACUUUGGUUAUUCAAGAAGCUCAGAAGAAACCUUGGGCGAUUGGGAUGGAACUCCAGGAGAAGAUCGGUGCAAAUACCCCAGAUCAAGUAGAUCAAAUUUAACAAUAGCUGAAACAAAUUUGGUGGGAAAUGCAAAUACAAGUAAGGCAAAAGGACCGAGGACAAAAUUACGCUCGAUUGAGAAAGCAAAAAUAGAAAAAACUUCGGGACUUACAUCAUUUAUUUCGGAGCACUGUAAAGCCACCUCGGGAUCGUUUUCUCAAACACUUUCUGGCCAAGAUGAGACCAGUCGAGCCACCGAGGCACCAGUGCGUCGUCUGCAAUUGCAACAGCAAGGUUCUCAGACUUCGUCCAAAGUGGAUGAUGCGACGGCCGAUGACCUGCCACAAGUCAGGGUCAAGGAACAGGUAAAGGAUAAGCCCAAGAUGAAGAAGUCGCUGGUGAGCCUCCAGAGAACCCUGCAGGACCAGCCGCGGGUGACCAAGGUGAUCAGCAAUCAGGUGAGCCGCUCCAGCCAUCGUACCUUCUUCCAGCCCCCCGAAGAGACCGACCUUCCUGCGGGUCAUCCCCCCAAAAAGUCGCAACACGACCAACAGCCGGAGAAAAAGCAGAAGAAAAAUCAAGACCAGGACAGGACCUCAGUCCCCCAUAACAAAGGAGCCAAUCAGCUGCUGGUAGCGAGUGCCUCGCAGGUUUCGGCCUACAAGCGUGCCUUCCGCACCCAGCAGCAGAUGCUCAAGGCGGAGAUUCUGCACCAGCAGGCACAGCAUCUACAGCCAGCCCAAAAAAAUAUGGCUUCGGAGGUGCCAAAACAAGCGCCCAAACUGCAGAGUCACAGAGGUGCGAUCCCAAACACCAAUCGAUCGACAAACCGACCAAUAGUCAGACGCAGUACAGCCACAUCGGGAGGAAAAGCUCCCACGUUGGAUGAAGGAGUGUCCAAAGCGGGGGCUGGAACUCGGGCCCCACCAACAGCCAGGACAGAAACGAAAGGAUCGGUACUCAAAACUAGAGGUUUUAAGGGACUGCCAACGAAGGCAGCAGCGACUCCCGCAACAGAGCACUUAACAGCGAAGCGGACUGCGCAAAUGACUGCUGCCAAAAAAGGAACGGCAACAAAAACAAUGAAGAAGGGAGCCCUGGCUGGAACGGUGACUGCGGGAGGAGAAGGACGAGGAGCGGUAGCGGGACGGCGGGCGGGAACGGAAGGGACAGGAACAACAAAAACACGCCGAUCGGCGCUGACGCUGGCAGCGCAGCAGCAGCACUCGCGUAGCGGUAACUCGCUGCUCGGCUUUCGUCGCGAAACGGUAAACCGCGCAGCUGCAGCUCUGCUACCGCGACGCGACGCAGACGAGCCGCUGUCGCAGUUGCAGUUGCAGUCGCAGUCGACGUCGGCACAGCAGCGUCGGCAAUUUCAUUUCCCCUAUCCCCCGUGGCGUCCCAGCUACUGAGUGUUCACUGUGUAGCUAACCAGGCCCCGCAUUUCCCUACUACCGAAGUAAUUGUCCUGAAAUAGAGCGUGAAAUAGGGAGAGAGAUAAAUCCAAUGUAAUGGUCAACUUAA